GCGCCUGGCCGGCGGCCCGCGGGCGGGCCGCCUUACCCGUUGUAACCCACCCGCCUCUUAAAGCCGCGGCGGGAAGAUGAGGUUCCGGGAGCCGCUCCUGGGCGGCAGCGCCGCGAUGCCGGGCGCGUCCCUGCAGCGGGCCUGCCGCCUACUCGUGGCCGUCUGCGCGCUGCACCUUGGCGUCACCCUCGUCUACUACCUGGCUGGCCGCGACCUGAGCCGCCUGCCCUAUCUGGUCGGAGUGCCCACGCCGCUGCAAGCUGGCUCGAGCGGCGCCGCUGCCAUCAAGCAGCCCUCCGAGGAGCUCCGGCCGCAAGGGGCAGCGCCUCCGUCGCCUGUGGACGCCUCCUCCGAGCCGCGUCGGGGUCAAGAUUCCAGUCCAGAGGCGGAUUUUCGCCCCGGCCUCUCAAACAACUUGACCUCGGCCCUAGUGUCCCCUAUCACAGCACUGCCGCUGCCCGCCUGCCCAGAGGAGUCCCCGCUGCUCGUCGGCCCCAUGCUGAUUGAGUUCAAGGUGCCUGUGGACCUGACACUUCUGGCGAAACAGAACCCUGAGGUGAAAGUGGGUGGUCGCUAUGCCCCCAAGGACUGCAUUUCUCCGCACAAGGUGGCCAUCAUUAUUCCAUUCCGUAACCGGCAGGAGCACCUCAAGUACUGGCUGUAUUACCUGCACCCAAUCCUGCAACGUCAGCAGUUGGACUAUGGCAUCUAUGUUAUCAACCAGGCUGGAGACUCCAUGUUCAAUCGUGCUAAGCUCCUCAACGUUGGCUUUCAAGAAGCCUUGAAGGACUAUGAUUACAACUGCUUUGUGUUUAGCGACGUGGACCUCAUUCCAAUGGAUGACCGUAACACCUACAGGUGUUUUUCCCAGCCGCGGCACAUUUCUGUGGCAAUGGAUAAGUUUGGAUUUAGCUUGCCUUAUGUUCAGUUUUUUGGAGGUGUGUCGGCUCUAAGUAAACAACAGUUUCUCACCAUCAAUGGAUUUCCUAAUAAUUAUUGGGGCUGGGGAGGUGAAGAUGACGACAUUUUUAACAGAUUAGUGUUUAAAGGUAUGUCUAUAUCUCGCCCAAAUGCUGUGGUUGGGAAGUGUCGGAUGAUUCGCCACUCAAGAGACAAGAAAAACGAACCCAAUCCUCAGAGGUUUGACCGAAUUGCACAUACGAAGGAGACAAUGUUCUCUGAUGGUUUGAACACACUGACCUACAAGGUGUUGGACAUAGAAAGAAACCCAUUAUAUACCAAAAUCACAGUGGACGUUGGGACACCGAGCUAGCAUUUUGCUUCACUGAUAAGAGACCUGAAAAUGGCCAGGGACCUCUGCUGUGUCUCUGCUAAUGUGCUGGGCUGGUCCCUGUCACUCUGAGCAAUCAAAGUGAUAGGCCCCCUUUGCUCAUCACUCACAUGCCUUUCCAGAGGACCAGAAUGAGUGGGAUGUUGUGCCCCCACCUUGACUUGGCAUGUGACUUCUUAGCUCUCCGAGGUGUUUGUCAGUGUAGAAACUAUCAGCCUUUGGGGGUUCUCAGCGUGUUCACGGUGUUACCCCAAAGAAUCAGAGCUGUAUACAGCCCCGAAUUUGGUGACUGUGGGGCUCGUUCCCAGUGGUAAACUGCUAAUUUGUUAUGAAAUAGGUAAGACUUUUGCUUUAAAUUGUGUAUUCUUCUUACUUCAUGAAAAAUUGGAGAGUGCUGCUGAAUUGGAUUGGUGUGAUAUUUUUUGGUUGUCAUAUUUUAACAGGAAAACAGUUUCAACUAUUCUCAUUUCACCUGCCUUUCCCCCUCCCCCUUCUUUUAGUGCUAUAAAACUGUGUGUGUCUUUUCUUAGCAAAAGAGUUUUAAAACUUGAGCCUCAGACCUUAUGCCCUGCUAGUGUGUGAAUUCCAAGGCAACUUCAGCCACCAGAGCAAAAGCCUUGGGUGCUUUCACAUUCGGUGGCCUUUCUCCAGAUUGCCUGAUUUCUGAAUGUAAAACUUAAAAAAAAAAAUAGCUGUGUGUAGUUUGUAGUAUUUUAAAGACCAAAUUGAAUUCUGAUGACUGAUCUAGCUUGAUUUUGUGUUGAUCCAGAUUUGCAUAGCUGUUUAGUGUUAAAUCAUGGCAAUUUAUUUUUCUGAGUAUGCUAUGUAAACUUGAAUUUCCUAUGUAUUUUUAUGGUGGUGUUUUAAAUGUGUGGAGGGGACUGAGCAUUUUUUUAGGGGGAAAAAAUUCUGUAUGCUGUAGUGGCCAUGAGCAGGCCUUUGUUUUAGAGCAGGUCAGGUUUUGUGAAGAGCAAAAUCACCUUUGGGUCCUUUGAUGAGGGCAAGGCCUCCCAGACCUCUGCGGGAAGGUGGAAGCCUGGGCCUGCCGGGCAGGGCUCCCUACCUCCUUCCCCUCCCCAGGUGCACAGGGUAGAGGGAAUCUCCACCACCUCCUGGAACUGACCCCGCACCCCUCACCCCAAGACCUCCCAUCAGGGCCCUAGACUAGAGUUGUAAAUGACAGCAAUCAGGUAGGUCUGUUACUGGCCCCUAGCCUGGGAAGGUGGAAGGAACCUCAGUUCUAGCAUCUCGUGGAGUCUAGGGUCUGCCUCCCUUGGAGGUUCUGCCCCACACUGCCUGUCCACCUUGCAGGACUGGUUCUCCUUCCUCCCCCUCCUGCCCUUCCCAUUUUUGUUCCUUUGCUUCUUGCUUGUUCCCUAAAACUUGCCUGUGGCACUCAGGGUCAAAUAGACUGUUCAUUCUCCAGCAUGAAUGUGCCUUUUAAUUAGAAACCUAGAAAGAAAUUCAGCUGAACCCACCCACACUCCCCCAUGACCACUCUGGUGUCUAAAGCCUUCCUUUCCCCCUCGGGUUCUUAGCAGGUAGGUGCUCCCACUCCAGGGAGGCUGACCCACCGCUUCUCUUCUCCAAACCCGCCUCUGCCGGGGGAGGCUUAGACUGCCUGGCUGAGAUGCAUGAGGCAGUUUCUACCACUGGGUGCCCUUACUGGGUCCAGUCUGGGCUAAGGCCAUGAAAGUCAGCUGUUUAAUCCCAGGGUUGACGUCUCAGCUGGUGGCAGCUCGGACCUCUACCACGGACCUCCUGGGAAGCAGGCCUCAGUGUGGAGGCUGAGUUGGUUUCCAGCCCAGUCUUACCUGUGCCUUUAUUGCUUUGAGCAUCUCAGAUGCUAACUUGUUUCUUUUUCCAGAAGACUUUGUAUUGAUUACAGUUUAUUUCCCACUGCAGAAGCAUUUGGGCUAUGCAAAUAGUAUUCCUUCUGUCAAUUCCCUGCUCCUUAACAGUGACAUUAAUAAAACUCAGAACAACUGCACUGAGAAGGAGUUUUGGGAAAUGCAAAGAAUGAAGACCUCUUUUUCUGACCCCAGAUCCUCACUUUUCCAAAGUGCCUUAAAAGAAAGACAAAUACCUUGGGAAGUAACUCUGUUACUUACUUUACUCUUUUAAAAAAUUAAGACAGUUUUCUUCUUCUUUUUUUGUUUUGUUAUAUUUUCCUUUAUAUUGCAUUGGAAUGUUCAAGUAUGUGGUUCAUUCUCAGAACCGAGGGAAAUCCUGCAUCAUCUGUUCCUUGUUUGCUGACCUUCUGGUGCUCUCAUGGGGGUCACCUGGGCCUGGAUGCUUGCCUGGUUCAUGAGAUGCUGUAGGUCCUGUUUCCUCCCUGCGGAGUCCAGGGCAGAGGGUUCAGGGAGCAUUUCCUUUACCUGGAAGUCGUCACCAUGAAGUUCUCAUGUAUGUGCCUUUGGCCUUUGUUUCAGUCCUUCUCGUUCCUGGUGACCCUGUAAAGUGGCUUCUGGAAAAGAUCAGAGGGCAGAGGUGGUUCAGGAGGGUAAAGGAAAUGCUGGUGCUGGCUCUCAGCCUGGGCAUGGUCUCUGCUGACCUCAGGGCUGGCCAUGGGGUGUCCUACACAGCCAGGACAGCAGCUUUCCUGCCCUGGAGACCUGUUGGGCUGUGUAUUUUGAUUUCCUGUGUGUGCAAAUAUAUGUAUUUACCAUUGUAAGUGGAAGGGGGGAAUGUCUGACUUUGAUGUCCAAAACAGAACUGUAUUUUUGCCUUUAAAAUCCAGUAAUAUAACACAAAUAAAUGUCCCUAUCUUUG
Messenger RNA from Molossus molossus (Pallas's mastiff bat), 4063 nucleotides. RefSeq names its product beta-1,4-galactosyltransferase 1 (gene B4GALT1). The record is from RefSeq and is a predicted model, not a curated record. Gene Ontology annotation, molecular function: cytoskeletal protein binding; beta-N-acetylglucosaminylglycopeptide beta-1,4-galactosyltransferase activity. Lineage: Eukaryota; Metazoa; Chordata; Mammalia; Chiroptera; Molossidae. Bases 77 to 1273 code for a protein of 398 amino acids. Gene Ontology annotation, biological process: carbohydrate metabolic process; protein N-linked glycosylation. The transcript is spliced from 6 exons.